Geodia barretti is the source of this 1638-nucleotide messenger RNA. Lineage: Eukaryota; Metazoa; Porifera; Demospongiae; Tetractinellida; Geodiidae. The record is from the annotation of a GenBank genome assembly.
ACAAAAACCACGUUGCGCGUUUUGCGGCAGGGUCCUUCUUCGUUUGUUCACCCUUUAAUUGUCUUUAAACCCCGUUACCCGGGCAAUCCUUGACUCACGUGACACUAGCGAUGGGCAGGGAAGACAGAACUACGUGGAAGGCGAACUACUUCACCAAACUCAUCGAGCUGCUGGACACCUAUCAGAAGGUGUUUCUGGUCACCGUUGACAACGUGUCCUCCAAGCAGAUGCAGCAGAUACGGAUCAAACUCCGUGGGCGAGCCACUCUCCUCAUGGGCAAGAACACAACCAUCCGCAAGGCGAUUCGUGGUCAUUUGGAGCAGAAUCCGCAACUGGAGAAACUGCUCCCGUGCAUCAAAGGCAAUGUUGGAUUCGUGUUCACGAAUGGCGAUCUAGGAGAAAUCAGGGAUCUGAUUGGUGAAAAUCGAGUCCAAGCCCCGGCCAAAGCCGGUGCCAUCGCUCCUAUAAACGUUCACGUAGUGGCAGGCAACACAGGUCUCGGUCCAGAAAAGACGUCUUUCUUUCAGGCCCUGCACAUUGCCACCAAAAUCACACGUGGAACCAUUGAAAUCCUGAACAAUGUUCACCUGAUUCACAUAGGAGAGAAAGUUGGAGCCUCUGAGGCUACGCUUCUGAGCAUGCUCAAGAUAUACCCCUUUUCCUACGGUCUGGAGAUCUCCCAAGUGUAUGAAGAUGGUGCGGUGUUCUCACCCAACGUCCUCGACAUAAAGACGGAGUACCUUCUCGAGAGGUUCAUGGAGGGAAUCGGGAGAGUGGCCGCCCUCUCUCUCCAGAUCGGCUACCCAACUGUCGCCUCCGUGCCACAUUCCAUCGUCAACGGCUUCAAGAGGCUACUGGCCGUCGCCGUGGCAACCGACAUCACCUUCCCCGAAGCCGAACAGGCUAAAGCGUUUGUGGCAGAUCCGAGUGCCUUUGUACCAGUGGUCACCCAGACAGAGGCGGCAGCAGACGCGGGGGGUGGGGGAGGAGGAGGGGAGGAGGCAAAGGAAGAGAAGAAAGAGGAGGAAGAGGAAGAAUCCGAUGAUGAUAUGGGCUUUGGUCUAUUCGACUGAUGAUAGCGAAAUAUCAGUGUGAUUUGCCCUGUGUAUAGUAGUGGUAUGCAAUCUGAUUAGGCUCAAAGAAAAGUCUCGUUUCUCAAGAUUUACGAGCGCUGCAACUUCGGGUGAGAGCCGGAUCCCCAAUUUUACCAGCGACACUGAGCAAAACACGAAAUCACACUGCAUUUCUCAAAGAAAAUGGCUAUUAUAUUAACUAUAAUACCGAAUCUAUUAGCUACUGUCCAUUGGUUCCACUCCACUCUUGCUGGUCGACGACGCAGCUGCCGGCAGAAUGGAGGAGGAGUCUGCCUGAAUUGACUCAAACAGUUGAGCCGUGUCCGCAUUGGCUUUGAUCUGUGCCACAAACUCCGUCAGUUGGGGACUUUUGUCUGCAAGAGAAUAAGAGGAAGGUCAGGGAAAGGAAACAGUGGGUAGAUAGGUCAGAGCUACGUGAACUUUGUCGUAUAUUAUAGUAGCAAUUAUUACUGGCAAUAUCUUGAAACGUUUCGGUCUGUAGACCUUCCUCAGUCAACUUCAUGAUGGUGCGAUAAAUAGUGUUGCAGGUCCACCAAAUUUCGUU